This is a messenger RNA of Chelonoidis abingdonii (Abingdon island giant tortoise), 2164 nucleotides long. The record is from RefSeq and is a predicted model, not a curated record. NCBI's taxonomy places the organism in Eukaryota, Metazoa, Chordata, Testudines, Testudinidae.
CUGCAUGUUGAUGACCCAGAGAAGGAGAUUGGCCGCCAGGCUAUGGAAGGCUUGUAUUUCCUCUACUCCCUCAUGUGGUGCCAAAAGGAGAUUUGGACAAUUUCUCAGCCCAGACUAGAUGGCAGACCUUCUACUGACAGCUGUAGAAAGCCUGAAGGAGCCCAAUGAGAGCACCAUUGAAGCAUCAAAGACUAUUCUGAAUGUAAUCCUGGAGAAGUACAAGCAGAAGAUACAGAUGGAUGUGCCAAAGAUUGUGGACAGGAUCCACGCCCAGCUCAGAGCCAUCCAUCAUUCCCACGCCAGACAGGUAGUGAUGAUGGCCUUAUGCCUCCUGGCUCGUGCUUUUAUGGAAGAGGUGUCCACAGCCCUUCUAAAGUGUCCACUCCUGCUGGACAGUGUGCGACUGUCUCUCUCAACUUGUAGAGAUGCAGCUGGGAUGUGGAGAACACUGGCCAAAACAGAAGCAAUCUGUCACUCCCACAGAUUUCUGAAUGUGCUGCUGAAUGAGCUGCAGGAGAGGCCAAGCAUCUCUGAGGAUAGAGCCUUCAUCAUACCUCUAGCUGCAGCCAGCGCUCUGUGCGAGGUGUUAUCCGUAUCCAUGUGCACACAGGCGGUGACACGCUUCUAUCCCCGCCUCCUGAUGGCCCUGCUGGUUCAGGUGCACCAUACCAUUGGGCUCAGCCUGCCCGACAGCAGGGUGUCCAGGAAGGAGUCAUCCCUACAUGCUUUCUGUAUUGUGAAGACAGUGAAGACUCUUCUCCUAAAAAUGAGAAGCCACUAAGAGUUCACCUCUGUUGAGAAGGAGGGAGGCUGGGAACUGCUCACUAGCUCUGAGGAGCACCAUCGCCGGGUAGGCCUGCUUGCAAGAGCCAUGGUCCACUAUUCUUGCUGUGAGCUGUGGCGGAUCUUGUACCUUUUGGUCCCGUUCCUCGAACGAGGUGAUAAACAGCACAAGAUCACAGCGAUGGCCUUUUUCGUUGAGGCAAAGCAGCUCCCAGAAAAAUAUUCUGUGCUCCGUCUGCUGAAAGGACUGACUGACCCAGAUCCAGUAUCCGAGCGCUGCGCGUCAAAGGACGAGAUAAAGGUCCUGGUGCCAGCCAUGAUACACAGCUUGUGUGGAGUGGAUGGGAGGCUGGUUGUGGAGGCUCUUGCUGAUGUGAAGAAGAUUCUCAGAGGCCUGGAUGUAGCAAGUUAUGUUGGCUGCAUCACCAGUCUCCUUCGUCUCCUCUUUGAUGAUGAGAGAGUGAGUGUGCGUUCUGCUGCCAUUUCCUUGUUUGGAAAAAUGGUCAAGAAGGUGAAGAGGAGUCAGGGUCUUAUGAAAGAGGAGGAUGUCUUGGACAGCUUGAUCCCAUUACUUCUGCACCUGCAAGAGGGCAACGCUGACAUGGCUGAGAAAUGUAAGAAUGCUCUGGAUGAAUGUUCUCGACUCCUGGAAUGGAGACUACCUAAACAGGUGGGCAACAGAAAGGCCUGGCACAACCACCAAGAAGAUGUGGAUGAAAUCUGUCAGUACCUUGUGAAGAAACAUCAGGAAAAUGUCCAAAGGUUCUUGUUCCAAAGCCAGUGCUACCUCAGUAGCACACAUCCUUCUUUAAGAAGGGCUGCAGCCAUGUUCAUAGGGUUCCUGGUUAUGCACAUGGACAACAUGAUGAGAAUGAAAGAUCUGGACAUCAUAAGUAAUGGCAAUGUUGUAGGCAACACCAUCCUCCUCGUCAACCAGACCUCCCUCGUGGGCUUACUACAUGACCCUGAGGCGUCCGUAUGCUUUGCUGCUCAGGCACAUGAACACGUCCUGGCAGUUUACUGGAAAUUAAAGUUCGGCCUGGUUGAGCAACCCAAAGUGAACAGUGACUCUGCUGAGAAACACAAAAGCCCCCCAAAUCCUCCUGCUACCGAAGGCACCUCAUCCAGGCUGUGCAAUGCCCUCAACCUCUGGAAAUAAGCUGCCAAGCACUAACUGGCUCAAAAAGAGAGCCAGGGUUUAAUGCCCCACUGAGCCCUAUGCAGACACAGCGAGACUCUUGUGAUUUAUUUUUCUCAGCUUGGGCUCCCUGCUCUGUUUUUCCAACCAGAGGGAAAAUGAAAGGGGCUUUGGAAGGGUCAUUAACAUGCCAAAGAAAGUGAAUUGAACAUGGGCAAUAAAGAGCACUCAGAGUUUAUUGCG